Messenger RNA from Helianthus annuus (common sunflower), 1330 nucleotides. Its product is annotated as putative ribosomal large subunit pseudouridine synthase SVR1, chloroplastic. Gene Ontology annotation, biological process: plastid translation; maturation of SSU-rRNA from tetracistronic rRNA transcript (SSU-rRNA, LSU-rRNA, 4.5S-rRNA, 5S-rRNA); pseudouridine synthesis. Gene Ontology annotation, cellular component: chloroplast. Lineage: Eukaryota; Viridiplantae; Streptophyta; Magnoliopsida; Asterales; Asteraceae. Gene Ontology annotation, molecular function: RNA binding; pseudouridine synthase activity. The transcript has 10 exons. The record is from RefSeq and is a predicted model, not a curated record. The coding region runs from base 81 to 1148 and encodes 355 amino acids.
UCAUCUUUCCCCACACCAAACCGGUGGAACCGAAAACCACCAUAAACCCCCCUUAUCCCCACCGUCCACCACCACAUCCAAUGACGGCAACCGCCAUAACAACCGCCCUAUCCACCUUCCACAUCUCCAAACCCCACUCUCUCACCCUCACCCUCACCCACCUCCACUUCCGUACAUUACUCUCCCACUCUCUCUCCUCUCCUUCCUCCCACUUCAUAACCCCAUGGAUACAACAACACACCCAUUCGCCACGUCACCUCCACGUCACCGCCGCCGUCAAUUCACCCACCAAGAAGAAACCUAAAUCAACCAAAGAGUUGACCUCCGAACCUAGGUAUUCCAAAGCCGCCAGAAGGUUUUACAACGAGAAUUUUAAGGAAUCAUCGUCUCAGAGGCUCAGCAAAGUUCUUGCUGCUGCUGGAGUGGCUUCUAGAAGGAGCUGUGAGGAGCUGAUUUUUGAUGGGCGUGUGACUGUUAAUGGAUCUGUAUGCAACACUCCUCAGACUAGAGUUGAUCCUAAGAAGGAUAUGAUUUAUGUAAACGGUAACCGUCUUCCCAAGAAACUGCCGCCGAAGGUCUAUCUAGCUCUGAACAAGCCGAAAGGGUACAUUUGUUCGGCAGGAGAGAGUGAAACUAAAUCGGUUUUAUCUCUUUUUAAUGAUUAUAUGAAGAGUUGGGAUAAAAGAAAUCCCGGACAACCAAAACCUCGGUUGUUUACCGUAGGACGGCUUGACGUUGCCACAACUGGGCUGAUUAUUGUGACAAACGACGGGGAGUUUGCGCAGAAAAUUUCACACCCGUCAUCUGGUUUAUCCAAGGAGUACAUUGCAACCAUCGAUGGACCAGUACACAAACGACACUUGAUAGCAAUUAGUGAGGGAACAGUGGUUGAUGGUGUUCGUUGCAUCCCUGAUGCUGUGGAAUUACUACCUCAACAGCCUGAUAAAACAAGACCUCGUCUUCGUAUUGUGGUUCAUGAGGGGAGAAAUCAUGAAGUUAGAGAACUUGUCAAAAGUGCUGGACUUCAGAUUUAUUCACUGAAACGGAUACGUAUUGGUGCGUUUAGGCUUCCACCAGAUCUACUGUUAAGCAAGUACAUUGAAUUAAAACCACCUCAGUUAAAGGCGUUGGGAUGGGACGAGAAGUAAUUUUGACAAGUGGAACCUAUACGCAGAUGAAAGCGUAAAGUAGAGGCGUUCAGUUAUUUCGGUUGCAAAAAUUCGACCUCUCAUCAUGUACAAAGAGGGUAACAACUAAAUUCAUGAUUUUGUUGUUUUUCAUGUAGACUGACAGAUUAAUAGUUUAAUACUAGAAAAUUACUAAAACACAA